UCCACCUGCAGUGAGUUUGAUUUUACAGAAUGGGAAUCCUAUGAGCACCUAUCACAGCUGUAUUGGUUGUCACAGCACCUGCUGAUGCUCAAAUAGUUGCGGCAAAGAAAGUUAUCUCAUCUCCUCACAUUACCAGCAGUCAUGUGCAACAGGAUGAUACGCAAGAGAAAAGGCACUGGUGUUUACCUGGCUGCAGCUGUUAUUCUGACGUGUUAUUUUGCGCAAACUAUAGACUGUUAUCGUCUGAAGAAAACAGAAAGACGAGAAGGGAGAAAAGAUGCCGAUACAACAAAUGGGUUCCAAGAGGGGACAAUUGUUUUCGGGAGAGCUUUUGAAAAAGGGUCAGGAUUUGAUUUUCAAGUCACAGGCGGGACCAAGAAGUCAUCCCCAAACGCUUAUGUGGAGGAUGAGGGUGAUUAUCAAGCAGACUCUGCAGUCUGGAUGAGCCCAACACAAGUCGCCAGUCCCAAAGACUCGUCAUGGAAGAGCAUGUCGCCCUCACUGCAGUGUGGUUCGGGCAAGUUGAAGUUCAGAGCGGUGGAACCAGGAGCAUCACAAUUUGCGGUAGAACAAGGAAAUGCACCUCCAAUGCCUCUGUCCAGGUCCCGUCUACCUGUGGCUACAGCAUGCAGAGGAACUCGCAUGCACUUGAAAUGUUGGUUCCCUAUGAUGGCUGCAACAUGGUUCAAGAGGGUGGAAGUUAUGUACUCCCGAUGCGUUGGCAAGGAAUUCCAGUCUCUCUCUGGUGUUCCAAACCUGCCGCACCUCCUGCCGCAACUCCUGCUGCACCUCCUGCUUCCAAAACGAAUUCCCCCCAUUCCCCUGUACCUCGGAUGUCUCAAUACCCUCGGAUGCCUCAAUACCCUCGGAUGCCUCAAUACCCUCAGAUGCCCGAGAAAACAACAGCAACAACCACACGGCCUAUAACUGCAAAGGCGACUCAAAUUCCUCAAUACCCUCAGAUUCCUCAAUACCCUCAGAUUCCUCAAUACCCUCAGAUUCCUCAAUACCCUCAGAUGCCUCAAAACCCUAAGAUGCCCGAGAAAACAACAGCAACGACCACACGGCCUAUAACUGCAAAGGCGACUCAAAUUCCUCAAUACCCUAAGAUGCCGGAGACAACAACAGCAACGACCACACGGCCUAUAACUGCAAAGGCAUCUCAAAUUCCUCAAUACCCUAAGAUGCUGGAGACAACAACAGCGACCACACGGCCUAUAACUGCAAAGAUAUCUCAAAUUCCUCAAUACCCUAAGAUGCCGGAGACAACAACAGCAACGACCACACGGCCUAUAACUGCAAAGGCAUCUCAAAUUCCUCAAUACCCUAAGAUGCCGGAGACAACAACAGCAACGACCACACGGCCUAUAACUGCAAAGGCAUCUCAAAUUCCUCAAUACCCUCAUAUUCCUCAAUACCCUCAGAUGCCUCAAUACCCUCAGAUGCCUCAAUACCCUGAGAUGCCUCAAUACCCUGAGAUGCCUCAACACCCUGAGAUGCCUCAACACCCUCAGAUUCCUCAACACCCUCAGAUUCCUGAAUACCCUCAGAUUCCUCAAUACCCUCAGAUUCCUGAAUACCCUCAGAUUCCUGAAUACCCUCAGAUGCCUCAACACCCUCAGAUGCCUCAACACCCUCAGAUUCCUCAAUACCCUCAGAUUCCUCAAUACCCUCAGAUUCCUCAAUACCCUCAGAUUCCUCAAUACCCUCAGAUGCCUCAAUACCCUCAGAUG
Molecule: messenger RNA, 1733 nt
Organism: Gymnodraco acuticeps
Lineage: Eukaryota; Metazoa; Chordata; Actinopteri; Perciformes; Bathydraconidae
Product: protein PELPK1-like
Exons: 4
Source: RefSeq, a predicted model, not a curated record